GUAGGCCUUUUAUACCGUUAUUUGUUUUCUGGUAGAAUAAUAAACAAAGAACAUUUUUAUUAUUGCGCUUUAUGGAACCAAAAUGGCGCUUCAAAAAUCACGAGCAGUAAACAGCUCACGUUAAAAAUCUGACUUCUUAUGACUGAUAAUUUAAAUAAAGAGAUAGUGAUUGUUCUGGCUGGUACAUUGUGUGGAAGUGUUGUUUAUCGAAGUUCCGAUUUGUGCGUGAGCUGCUAGGUGGCAUGUCAGAUAGCCCACCAGCAUCUGAGGUCAGGCAGCCAACUAAAUCAAAGAAAACUCGAAAGGAAUAAUAAAAUAUCAAAAUGAAUAUUCGGUGUGCGAGGCCUAGUGACUUGAUGAAUAUGCAGCACUGCAAUCUGCUGUGCCUGCCUGAGAACUAUCAGAUGAAGUACUACUUCUACCAUGGCUUGUCAUGGCCGCAACUCAGUUACGUUGCUGAGGAUGAGAAGGGACAUAUUGUUGGCUAUGUAUUAGCCAAAAUGGAAGAAGAUGGUGAGGACAACCGUCAUGGUCAUAUUACCUCCCUCGCUGUGAAAAGGUCACACCGACGUCUUGGACUCGCACAGAAACUUAUGAACCAAGCUUCACUUGCUAUGGUGGAGUGUUUUAAGGCUAAAUACGUAUCUCUGCACGUAAGGAAAAGCAACAGAGCAGCACUCAAUUUGUACACUAACAGUCUUGGUUUUAAAAUACUUGAGAUUGAGCCUAAAUAUUAUGCUGAUGGUGAAGACGCCUACUCCAUGAUGCGAGACCUCAGUGCUUUUGCUGCAGAAAACAAGACGGAGCCUCAACCGACAGAAAAUUUGGAAAUAAAGUCAGAAUCUGCAAUUAUAUCACAGUGCUGAUUAAUACAUAUGUAAAUAAAGCAUUUAACUAAUUUUA
Molecule: messenger RNA, 903 nt
Organism: Spodoptera litura
Lineage: Eukaryota; Metazoa; Arthropoda; Insecta; Lepidoptera; Noctuidae
Gene: vnc
Product: GNAT family N-acetyltransferase vnc
Biological process (GO): N-terminal protein amino acid acetylation
Cellular component (GO): NatA complex
Molecular function (GO): protein N-terminal-serine acetyltransferase activity; protein-N-terminal-glutamate acetyltransferase activity
Source: RefSeq, a predicted model, not a curated record